CUUAAAUUACGUACAAACUUAAAAUGACAACGAUUUUUAGAAGCUUUCUAACAAAAUUACGUCAAGCUACAAUACCGACCAACUACACCAAAGGUAUUUUGGGUAAAAAAUUGUAUUGUCAACAAAGCCCUGUAACAGAAGAGCAAAUAUCAUCAAUAUUAAAGCAAAAAUAUCCUUUGGCCACAAAUAUAACAGUGGAGGAUGUAUCAGGAGGAUGUGGGGCUAUGUUUAAUAUAUUCAUCGAGACAAAUGAUUUUAAAGGACUGACUGUAGUAAAACAACAUAGAAAUGUGUAUGAAACUUUAAAAGAACAAAUUAAGAACAUACAUGGCUUACAUGUUGAGACUAGAAUACCAAAAUAAAUUAUUGUUGUAAAUCAUAAUAGCAAAAUGUAAUGUAAUGUAAAUAAUUUUGUAUAAUUUUUAUUAGAAGUAAAGAUAAUAAUAAC
Molecule: messenger RNA, 448 nt
Organism: Brassicogethes aeneus
Lineage: Eukaryota; Metazoa; Arthropoda; Insecta; Coleoptera; Nitidulidae
Source: the annotation of a GenBank genome assembly